This is a messenger RNA of Andrographis paniculata, 1554 nucleotides long. RefSeq names its product protein DOG1-like 4. NCBI's taxonomy places the organism in Eukaryota, Viridiplantae, Streptophyta, Magnoliopsida, Lamiales, Acanthaceae. The transcript has a single exon. The record is from RefSeq and is a predicted model, not a curated record. Gene Ontology annotation, molecular function: sequence-specific DNA binding. Bases 505 to 1422 code for a protein of 305 amino acids. Gene Ontology annotation, biological process: DNA-templated transcription.
ACCAUAUGUGUAGGGGUAGGGGUAGGGUACCAACUUGCUAGGCUACCCCACAUUUCUUAGCCUAGAAGCACUCUCUCUCUCUCUCUCUCUCUGCACACACUGAAUUCGAUGUCCCUCUCCCCCUACACUAAUUUCGUGUUUUUGUCUGUGUGCAGGUGUCUUCAAUAAUAAAAAAAUCAAAAACAUAUUCGUACCCAGCCAUGGAUGACACUUGCACUUGCACUUGCACUUGCAGCCAUGGAUUCUCCAAGCCAAUCCCCGUCGUCCUCUCUCUCACUCCGCCGCCGCUAUUUGUCUUUUUGCGCCGCCGCAAUCUCCCCUCCUCCACCAAUCCCAUCCAUUUCUCUUCUUCCCACCAAACCACCUGGUUUUGUUGCUCAACUUGUUUGCACCCGCCCACUGGUUUUCAGACUCCAGUCAACAUGCAACAAAUCCAGUAUAUAAAUCCAACCCCAUGCUUCCAUACAUACAAUCGAUCCCUUUCUGGUCUGGCCUGCCACUGCCAUGAUAAUGACGCAGCCACAGAUCAGCGGCGGCGCAGCGGCGACUGCGAGUGCGAGUGGGUGCCGGCGCCAGACUUUCCACGACUUCUUCGAGUCCUGGAUCGUCGAGCAGAACCAGUACCUUCAGGAGCUCCUCCACGCUUCCAAAAACCACCCCGAAGACCAGGACCUCCUCCGCCCCCUGAUCCAACGAGUCCUCAACCACUACCGCCACUACUACCGCUCAAAAUCCACCUUGGCCAAGGACGACAUCCUCGCCAUGUUCAACCCUAGCUGGCGGAGCAGCUUCGAGGACGCCUUCCUCUGGAUCGGCGGUUGGCGCCCCACCAUGGCCUUCCACCUCCUCUACUCCAAGUCCGGCCUCCAGCUCCAGGCCAACCUCACCCACCUCCUCCAGGUCCAGGACCUCCUCAUCCACACCCGCGACCUCGCCGACCUCUCCCUCCGCCAGCUCGAGCAGAUCGACAAGCUCCAGACCGCCACCGUUAAGGAGGAGAAGGCAAUCACCGAGAAAUUAGCCAAGCACCAGGAGAGACUCGCCGAUCCUGCCAUGGUCCAGCUCGCGCACGCCGCCACCGACGACGACGAGCAGCAGCCGAUCCCCAUGGACGAGACGCAGUUGGAGGCGGCGCUGGCGACCAAGGAGGAGGGGCUCGUCGAGGUGCUGAAGAAGGCCGACGAGUUGCGGCUCAAAACCCUAACAAAUGUCAUCCAGGUGCUCACCCCGAUACAGAGCGUCCAUUUCCUCAUCUCAGCCGCGGAGCUUCAUCUUAGGGUUCAUGAAUGGGGGAAGAGGAGAGACACCAGACGCAAUAAUAAUAACAAUAAUAAUGACAUUAAUCAUCCACCACCGCCACCGCCACCGCCACCGCCAUUUGAUGGCAGCGGCGGUGGCAAUGGCGACGGAGACCACUCAUAAACACAAACCACCACUCAUCUCAUUCCAUUCCAUUCCAAGUAUUAUUAGUAUUAUAUAGUUAUUAGGUCACAAGUAUUAUUAUUAGCAGUAGUAUAACCAUGGAAAUUUUAUAUCAUAUUAUAUUUUAUUGGC